AUGACGGCUUCUUGUUAUCACGCUCCGGAUCCUUGCCACGUGUCGUCAUCUACGCCGUCACUCUCGGAUCUCGGCGACGACAUCCUGCGCCAGAUUCUCCAGGCGAUGCGGCCGACGGCGUGGGAUCUCAGCCGGCUUGCUUGCGUUAGCGUGACGUGGAAAAACCUCUGCUACAGCCGGCAAUUUUGGACGAAGCUUCGCAUCGGCUCUGGUGCCAUGCACCCCGGUAUGGCGAAGCUCGCGCCGCGCUGCAGGAGCCUCACGGACCUCUUCAUUGACGACCCGCGGUGCGAGCUCCACGUUCUUAAUCCCAUCAUUGUCGCGUGCGCCUCGUCGCUGCGCCGCGUCGUCCUGGACUGCGAUUCGAUUGCCGCGACGGCGGUAGCCGCGGCUCCGGGACCCGCCGCCGCCGCCGCAGCCGCCGCCGGAAACGGCGCCCCUCGCGGGAACGCGGAAUCGUCGAUCUGCAACCUGCUAUGGCUCAUCUCGCUCCAUUGCCGCAACGUCUCGAAAGUAGAGCUUCUCUCCUCGCGCGCUUCCGCGGCAGCCGCAGCAGUGAACUCCGCGAGAACCGGCGCAGGGAACGGCGCGGGCAACGGCGCACGAAACGGCGCUGUCAACGGCGCAAACAACGGCGCCAUCAUUACCCCUACCACGGGGUCCGCGUUCGCGAGCCUCCUAGAGGCGCGACUCAUGUGGUUCCUCACGACCGCGUUCCGCGGGAUCCGGCACUUCUCGUGCGUGCUCCCGAACAGCAUGACGACGCAGACGACGUGCCUGAUGGCGAUCGCAUGGCGUCGCCUGUCCUCCCUGCGACUCCACUGCGGCGCGCUCCAGUUCGCCGACCUCCUGGCGCUGCGGAAAUGCGGCGCGCUCAAGAGCCUCGAGCUUAUAGGCGGCAAACUGGAGGAUAAGUCAAAAACGGCUGCUGCACCCCUGGGUUCUGAUUCGCAGGGGCAGCCUGUGGAAGGGGAGAGAUUGGCUAGUCUGGAGGUGCUUGUAUUGAACGGGUGUGACUAUGACCCUUUGACUGUGGCCAACCUUGCCUGGCAUGCGCCGAAGCUGCAGCGAAUCAUAGUGAAGGGUGGGAGUCGAGAUAUCAGUGCGGCACAGAGCAGUUUUGUCACGGGGAGCAACGUAUCAUUUUGCCGAAGCAACAGCAGCAGAAGCAGCAGCAGCCAUGCCAUGCCCCGUGGGUCUUCUGCGGUGGGGGAGAGCAGAGCAGUUGGAGCUCUACCUUCGGGCACAGCCACAGCUGGUCUCCCAGUCACUCCGAUCGUCUCUCCACGUGCCAUGGUUGCAGCGGCUGCAGCAGCAGCGAUUACGGCGCGGACAGGCAACCAGGCGGCAGGACAUUCAGAAUGGCUGGCUGGGAUAGUUGAUGCAUUGACUCGCCAAAAUCGCACGGGUACUCUUCUCUGUGUCAACAAGGAGUGGUUUCGAACGGGGAGCGACUCUUCUCUAUGGCAGUCAAUUGACAUUCCUCGGAAGAUGGCUCACCGGGUUUGGGACUACGAGCUCGGCGUCAUGCUGCGACGCGCGGGUGCAGGAAACGUCGACUCUCUCCAGCUCUCUGGCUCCGGAAUUACCGGAAAGUCGCUCAUCAACAUCAUUCGUACCAAGGCACUGGCUCCCAGCGUCACGGAGAUUUCGGUCGACCAUUGCUGCAACUUGAAAGGCUGCGACAUCUUGGCUUUCCUUCAGGCUAUUACGCCAUCGCAACCCUCCGCCUCCACCUCCUCGGCACCAGCACCAGCAGUAGUUUAUAAUCGGUAUGGUUAUCAACGUUCCGCGGCACCAGCGUCAGCACCAGCUUCAUCUCUCAUCCAGAGCUUCCGAAUGGACGGCUGUAAAUGCGCCACGGUGGCAGAGGUGGACGCAAUCCGGUCGCACGUGCGACAACUCGAUGUGUCGCAGUGCGGGUGCGGUCGCAUAUCCUGCUUGAAGCACUGCGAGCAGCCGCGGUGCCCGGGCCUCUGUCCGCGCUGCUCGGACGUGUUUGAUGAUUCCGGCCUCAAGUGCGGAGCCUGCACGCGUCCUCGAAACCCCCGCCAGGCGAUGCGAGUCCAGAUUCAGCGGAUUCACGCCAUCUUGGGUGGUGGCGAGGCGGCACGCACCAGGUGGACCGACGUGCGGUCUGGCGUUGUCACUGUCAGGAUGUAA
Messenger RNA from Closterium sp. Naga37s-1, 2163 nucleotides. NCBI's taxonomy places the organism in Eukaryota, Viridiplantae, Streptophyta, Zygnematophyceae, Desmidiales, Closteriaceae. The record is from the annotation of a GenBank genome assembly.